GUGCACCGCCUUUGACCGCCCGAAUGUCCGCCCCAGAGGUCGGCCUGGCUGGAAGCAGGUCGUAACCGCAGCCUGGCUCAAGCUCCACCUCGAGCCGCGCCCAGCCCCGGAAGUGGGCCGCGGCAGGCGGCCCAGGGCGGGCGGAGUCGGCCCUCGUGGAGGCGACCAGGGCCGCCGCGCUGGGGCGAUCGGCUGGGGCCGCGACUCGAAGCCGCGGGCCGUGCGGCGGCUGCCCGUAGGGCCCGCACCUCAACCCUCUCGGUGGUCCUCAGGUGUGCCCCCCAGGCCGAGCCUCGGAGCUGCCGGCGGCGGCGAGUCCCUCGCGGGAUGCCGAGCGACCUCCUGCAGUGCCCCGUUUGCUUGGAGCAGUUCCAGGAGCCCCAAGUUCUGCCUGGGUGUGGCCACACCUUUUGCGCCGCCUGCGUCCGGCAGGUCUGCGAGGCCGCGGCCGCGUCGGGCUCCACGGCGUCGUGCCCGACGUGCCGGCAGGCCUUCGUGCCAGGCGAGGUGCGGGCGAACUUUGUCCUCGCCGACGUGCUCCGGGAGCACGCCGAGGUGGGCAGCGGCGCUGGCAGUCCCAUUCCAAGAAGAACAAACGACAUACACUUGUUUUUUCAGAUCUCCGCGCGGAUUUCUUGGAUCGGCGCGGGCACCCCUCCUGGCGGCACCUCCGUCGCCGCCCCCAGCGCGCUCUGCAG
Messenger RNA from Prorocentrum cordatum, 698 nucleotides. NCBI's taxonomy places the organism in Eukaryota, Dinophyceae, Prorocentrales, Prorocentraceae. The record is from the annotation of a GenBank genome assembly.